AGUGUUUUUACUCAGUGAAGAAACAGGAAGAAGUUUUUUGUUGUUGUUUUUUAAAAUUUCCUGGAUUGAUUGGCAAAAAUAAAAGAAAUACUGUAGCUGUUCCAAACCAUGACGCAUUGGUUUCACAGAAAUCCUUUGAAGGCCACUGCGCCUGUCUCCUUCAGCCUCUAUGGAGUAGCUGCAAGUACUGGAGCUAAUAAGAUAUGCAAUGACCUGAAGGCAACACGAGCACGGCUGUUAGAACUGUUAACAGAUGUCACUGCUAAUGCUGAAAUGCUGAAAAAUGCUACAGAUGCAUACUUCUCACUUCUACAAGGCUUCAUAAUUUCUCUGGAUGGUACAACCCAAGAAAACAAGCUGCGCUUCAUUCAGAAUUUUAAAUGGACUGACACCUUGCAAGGAAACACUCCAAGUGCCCAGCAGGAUGCAGUGUUUGAGCUUGUCUCAAUGGGGUUUAAUGUUGCUUUGUGGUACACAAAGUUUGGGUCCAGAAUGUCAGGCAAAGAAGAUAUAACAGAAAACGAAGCAAAAGAAGUUCACAGAAGCUUGAAAACUGCAGCUGGCAUCUUCAGACACCUUAAGGAUAGCUACAUACCACGGCUUAUCACUCCUGCAGAAAAAGGAAGAGACCUAGAAGCUCGAGUUAUAGACUCAUACAUUAUCCAGUGCCAGGCAGAAGCACAAGAAGUGACCAUUGCCCGGGCAGUUGAACUCAAACACAAUGCAAGUCUUGUAGCAGCUCUGGCCUAUGAAACAGCCAAUUUCUACCAAAAGUCUGAUCAUACACUUACUUCCCUGGAGCCUGACUACACUGCAAAAUGGAGAAAGUACCUGCAGUUGAAACAGUGUUUCUAUAUGGCAUAUGCGUACUGCUACCAUGGACAGACUCUUCUAGCAAGUGACAAAUGUGGAGAAACAAUCCGGUCUCUACAGGAAGCAGAGAAGUUCUUUGGCAAAGCAGAGGAUCUGUGUAAAGAGUAUAGGCAGACCAAGGGACCAGGAAAUAUAGCCAAGCCGUCAGAGCAGCUCUUCUUCAGGAAAUUAGGGUCUUUGAUCAGAAACACGCUGGAGAAGUGUCAAAGAGAAAAUGGGUUCAUAUAUUUCCAGAAGGUUCCUCCAGAAGCCCCACAGUUGGAAUUGAAGGCCAAUUAUGGGCUUGUGGAACCAAUUCUGUUUGAAUUUCCGGCUCUCCAUCCUCAGUGGUCACCAGAAGUAUAUGCUUCAUUUGACAUCACUAAAGGGCCAAAGGAUGACAAGGCCAAACCUAAACAAGAGGAAGAAGUAAAGCCAAUGAAGGAACCUGAUCUAAAGCCACAAAAAGACUCUGGAUGCCUUAUAUCCUAAGAAUAUAAAACUCCCAUCAUCUAUACAAAGUAUGCAACCUCAACAAGGAAAAACACUGAUGACCUACUGUUACUAAUGCAAUAUAGAAAUGUUUUCUCCUACUUUUGGUGGUUAUCUAAACGUUUUAGCCAGAUAGGGACCAGAUAUUGAAGUUCUUAAUUCCUGAAUUCCAAUCAGUUAUCAUAUUUGCAGUGUCUAUAUUCUUCUUAACUCUCCUGUCCAUUUGCAGUGCCUUUCUGCAGAGAUAAAGGUUUGAAAUAAAAUGUUCCAGUCUGUCAAAAAUGAUUGAAUGUUUUGUUUUUGUUUUUUAAUCUAUCGAAAAACAUUUUUCUGUUGUCUCACAGAAUGUUACAAGUAUAAUGAGUAAAAAUUAUAAAAAAAAAAAAAUUAUGAUUUUAUAGUCCGCAGAAAAAUGGGAAUAUGGGAACGUCCCUUUCCAUUAGAUACUUUUGUCACUAUUUGAAAUCCGUGUGGAAUGGGAGUCUAUGAGUACCUUUGCAAUGUGGAGGAAAUGUACCUCAUGUUCAACGAUCCUGGUAGAAUUAAUUGUAACUUCACUGAAUACAGUUGGUUUUUUAAUUAGUUUUUUUUUUAACCCUUUCCACACACUCAAUACAGUAUAUUAAAAGUGUUUCAUUUCUAUAAAGUUAGUGUUUAGGGGUUUUCUUUCUUUGAGUUUUGAUGUGAAGGGUUAAACCCCUUUAAAAUAGUUUAAACAAACAAUUGUUUCCACUGUCCAUAAUGCUGUGAUUUCAUUUCUUUUGAUCAUUAUGCCAUGGAGAUAGGAGGUUAUUAGGCAAUGCGCAAAACUGUACAAAAGCUGAAUGUAUAUUAUUAAUUGGUAAUACAGAGUUUCCAGCAUUUUGAUACUGCAAGAUGUAAUAAAUUAAUAACUGUCAUGCAUAUUGUAUAUUUUAAAAUAGCUCCAUAAUCUGUUAAGCAAGAUUUUAAAACAUGAAUGGCUUUCUCUUUUUAUACUGUUUUUGUGUAGUUUCAAACCUUGUAAUUUACCUUUUGCUUUUUUUGCAAUGUUUUGCUUUCACAUCCCUGACGUCUGUACAUAGUUCUGUGAUUAUUGCAAACUAUAUUACAGUUCUGUAUUGACAGGUACAUGAAUAAAUAAACAAAAAGUAAAGGGUAUCUUGUUUUACUUUACUGUGCCUGCAUUCCUCAGAAUUAUCGAAAAAUAUUUCACAGGUGCAAAAUGGGCAAAAGUGAUUGUGGCAGGGGAGAAGAAAAGACCUGCACAUAAUUAGAGGGGGCAUGGCAAAGCCCUGCUUGUAAAUAAAUGUGUUGUGUUUAUUGUAUUAUUUUUUAAAGAAAAGGUAUUGUUUAAUGUAUUGUUUGUGUUUAUUUAGAACCGGUGAAUAUGUGUUAUUUGGCAGCAUGGAUGGGUUAAAGCUUCUUCCUGGUAAACUCGUGUGGAAUGUGACCAUUUCCAAAUUUAAUAAUUUAGUGUUAAUUCGGAGAUGGUCACAUAUAUAAAAGCCUGCAGCUUUUCUGUGUUCAGGGUGGGUGUUUGGAAGGAGGAAUAUGAGUGAGCGAGCUGAAAGAAAAAUAAAAAACGAAACAGAAAGUAAAAGCAAUUACUCCACAUGCUGGGCAGACCAGCACGGUAUUUGUUGUUUUGUAUUCGAGAUUUGAUUUUUUGUGCAACCUUUUAUUUUGCUGUAUGAGCAGUGUUUUGUACAACGUUUUGAUUUAUUUUUGUGUGAAUAAAAAUGGCGCACCAGCGCUUUCAGCCCCGCAA
Molecule: messenger RNA, 3094 nt
Organism: Acipenser ruthenus (sterlet)
Lineage: Eukaryota; Metazoa; Chordata; Actinopteri; Acipenseriformes; Acipenseridae
Product: BRO1 domain-containing protein BROX-like
Source: RefSeq, a predicted model, not a curated record